This is a messenger RNA of Arabidopsis thaliana (thale cress), 354 nucleotides long. RefSeq lists its product as uncharacterized. The record is from RefSeq and is marked reviewed. The coding region runs from base 1 to 354 and encodes 117 amino acids. NCBI's taxonomy places the organism in Eukaryota, Viridiplantae, Streptophyta, Magnoliopsida, Brassicales, Brassicaceae. The transcript has a single exon.
AUGACUAGUACCAAAAAGACGACUACAUACCAGAUAAAUCUAAACAAUAUCUACUUCUUACGAAGAUCUAUGCCAGCUUUCUUGGAAACAGCUUCGAGACCGUUCUUCUCAAUGGUCUUCAAGGCCUUAGUUGAUAACCGAAGUAUGACAAAACGUUUGCCAGCUUCCCACCAAACUCUUUUGUACUGCAAGUUGACGAAUUGCAACUUCUUGGUCUUGUGGUUAGAGAAUGACACUUUGUUUGCUCUGUUUGCUUUCUUCCCAGUAAAAGGGCAGAUUCUACCUGAUAAUGAGAUGACAAGUACGAGACAGCUUCAAAGAAUGAGAGAGCUAGGCAAAUGUUUAAGAUGGUAA